GCUUAUCCUACAUGGGGCAAGUUCCCUAGCAAUCUCAAGAGACAAAUAUUUUUGGAGUUCAGGAAAAAAUGUGCUUGGCGUCCGGAACAUGAGGCCAAAAUUUGUGCAAACUUUCACAAGAAAGCUACGCAUACUCUUGCUAGUUUGUUUAAUAAAGCUCGUAGAGAUAAUAACAAACCUAGCUGGGUUCUACCGGAGGAUUGGGCAAAAUUACUCGUGCAUUGGAAAUAUGAUCCAAGAUUUAAGCAGAUGAGUGAGAUCGGUAAAAAGGCAAGAUCAUCUACUAAGGGUGGUUCUCUACACACAAGUGGGGCUCAAAGUCAAGGAAGUGUGAGGAGGAAAUUGGAAAAGGAACUAGGAAGACCGAUAACUCAAGCUGAGGCAUUUAAGGCAACACACAUUACAAAGAAGAAAAAUCCUGAAGAUCCAGACGUGUGGGUUGAACCGCGAGCUGAAGUGACCUAUAAUCGAUAUCUUCAAGCUUUGGAGGAUUUACAACAAACUCUGCCGGAAGAAAAUCGAGGUAUGCCACUUACUCAAGAACAGGAUGAGAGAGUUUGGUUAGACUUGACUUGUGGGCCGAGUNAUGGAAUGCCGCAUAAAACCUUUCGUGAAUUUUCUUCUGAGUUUGAAGGCCUAAAUAGUUCAAAUCAUGAUGAAUCGAUGAAGAAAAAUUUGGCUAUGGAGAAAAAGAUUGUUGAGCUAUCUAGCCAAGCCAAAGAAUCACGGGCUAGGGAAAGGCGGUUGGAAUUACAGUUUGCGGGUCUUAAGGCUCAAUUCGAUGCAUUACUUGCUUCAGGAGGGAUUCCCCCUUGUUCUGGAGGGUCUCCGUUUGGCGACCUCAUGAGGUGUCUUUAA
This is a messenger RNA of Solanum pennellii, 858 nucleotides long. RefSeq lists its product as uncharacterized. The record is from RefSeq and is a predicted model, not a curated record. The transcript is spliced from 4 exons. NCBI's taxonomy places the organism in Eukaryota, Viridiplantae, Streptophyta, Magnoliopsida, Solanales, Solanaceae. Bases 250 to 858 code for a protein of 202 amino acids.